AUGUGUCGGAGUGCCUGGACUAUAAUUUUUCUAAAUUUUCUUGCGCUCGCUGUCUCGACACCGGUAUUACGUAAAAAACUUACAGAAGAGGCCGAAACGUCCUUAGAUAGAUUUUUGAAUCUGUAUUUGGGUCAAGUGGAAAAAGUUAACGGUGUGCCUGAGGAUGACUUGUACGAAACUAUGCAGGGAGACGAGCCGCAUGAACAGAAUACUAUACAUCAAAUCGGGCCGAAUAGUAAUUUUGGGGAUAACAGGAAUUUGACGAGCAGUGAAUAUUCCAGAGCUAUGAGAAACAGCUGCACAUAUAUAAUUUAUUUAUUGGUACAGCCCAUUGAAUUAUGGCAACGAGAAUUACACAAAACUCCUCUUUUCCUGCAUACACAUCUCUUAUUCAAACAUUUUCUAGUGCAUGCGCAUCGCACAAAUCCUUGCCCACCAACUAUUGAUGCCUAUGAAUUUGCAGCUCGUAAAGAUACUGAUGCAUCUGCCACUUCUUCGAUUUCCAAAAAAGUAGUACUGAUGGUGCAAUUUGAUUUCGACUGUAUAGCUGUGAUAUAA
Psylliodes chrysocephalus is the source of this 558-nucleotide messenger RNA. NCBI's taxonomy places the organism in Eukaryota, Metazoa, Arthropoda, Insecta, Coleoptera, Chrysomelidae. The record is from the annotation of a GenBank genome assembly.